AUGCAUCUGCUGCUGCUACUACCUCCUCUUCCUCACUAUCUUCAUCUUAGCCGGAAUCACCAUUUCUCUCUACACCUUCUUCAAGCCCAAGAGCCCAAUUACCAGGUGAACGGCCUCAAUGUCACCACCUUCAUCUUGCAGCAGGAUUUUAGCCUCCUCACCGAGUUCGUUGUGUCAGUCAAGGCCAAGAACCCCAACGACCGCAUCGGCUUCAUCUACGGCCAUAACAGUGCCGCCGUAGUCACAUAUCGGGACUCCAAGCUCUGCUCCGAUAAGCUGCUGUCGUUCGAGCAAGGCCAUAACAACAUCACCUUGAUGAACGUCACCAUGAAAGGUAAGAGCGAGUUCGACAACGGCCUCCAGAAGGCUCUGAUGCAGAACAAGAACUGCAGGAAGAUUCCAUUGCUGGUGCAGGUUAAGGUGCCGGUGAGCAUCGUGGUGGCUAACUCGCCGUUGCGGCAUUUUCUGGUCUUCGUCAAAUGUUCUUUGGUCAUCGAUAACUUGUCGCCGAACAAGAAGAUCCGCAUCUUGUCCAGUGAAUACACUUUGCAUUUUGCAUUCUGA
Messenger RNA from Diospyros lotus (date-plum), 564 nucleotides. RefSeq names its product NDR1/HIN1-like protein 6. The record is from RefSeq and is a predicted model, not a curated record. Gene Ontology annotation, cellular component: plasma membrane. Lineage: Eukaryota; Viridiplantae; Streptophyta; Magnoliopsida; Ericales; Ebenaceae. The transcript has a single exon. Bases 1 to 564 code for a protein of 187 amino acids.